Didymodactylos carnosus is the source of this 1020-nucleotide messenger RNA. The record is from the annotation of a GenBank genome assembly. Lineage: Eukaryota; Metazoa; Rotifera; Eurotatoria; Philodinida; Philodinidae.
AUGAAAUGUACACAUAACCGUCGAUUUAUUUAUGCAAUGAUUACAAAUUUAUAUGAUACAGUAGUCGUUAAAUGUUCAGUUGAAAAGGACAAUGAUAUAAAAUUUGUUUCAUUUGAUAUUGGGGUUAAUGAUAAAUCGACAUUUGAUCUUAUUUGGACGUUUCUUAAAACAUCACCAGAAUCAUUUGGCUGGACCAGAGAUGACAAUUUAAAUAUGUUUCAUUAUAUUGAUAUACUCGGCCGUGGCUCUCAAGCUGUUGUUAUGAAAGUUAAAAUUCUCAAUGAUAAUCAAAUAUAUGCUCUAAAAAUCACAAGAAGUAAUAUUGACGCGGAACAUGGUAUUAUCAAAAGAUUAAACGAAGCAUCUCAUAGUAAAUCAGAAGGCAAUCAAAAUGUUUAUUUUAUAAAAAGCAAAAUUGUUAAUAAUUGUUUGCUUAUUAGUCCAGUUGGUCAAUGUAUUCGACCAAUGAAAUCAUCUCAAUUUCAAUUUUCAGAUAAUGAAGAAUAUCAGUCAUUCAUACAAAUAUUUACCCAAAUAAAGUUUUGUCAUGGGCUGAAUAUUAUUCAUCGCGAUAUACGUAGUGCCAAUAUAAUUCGACAUGAAAAGAAGUUUUAUUUAAUUGAUUAUAUGGCUUGUUCUGAACCAGGCAUGGAAAGUGAUUAUUAUGGUAGUCUAACAACCGCGUCAAAUUCUAUAUUAAAAUGUUUUAUUGGUCGUGAUCAAGGUGAAAUAAUUAAAAUCAAAACAUUUUUUGCUGAUGAUAUAAUUAGCCUAAUUAAAUGUUAUUUAUUAAUCCGUAUGGAUGAUUUACUAAAAAGGCAGUUAACUGCUUAUAUAAACGGUUGGCAGAUGCGCUGCGUAAUUAGUUGGUGGGAAGAUGUAAUUAAUAGUGCUAAUUCGAUUAUCAGAGAUUUGUUAAACAAAUUAGAAAAUGAACGCAAAACACUACAUAUUGAUUCUUUAUAUGAAUUAUUAACACCCACAAUUGAUGAAUUAGCCACAUUACUGUGUUCUUACUGA